AUGAAUAUAUCAAUUUUACUGAGGCAUUCAGGAAUUUGGGUCAGUGAAGUGAAAUAUGAAAGUUACAAAAGUGACAGAAUCGUUGUUGGACAAUCAAUAUCGUUUUUGAAUCUCAAAGCAGCAAUUUCAGCCGAGUUGGAUAUCGAUGUAUCAAGGAAAAACAUUGAAAUUAGUUACAUAGUAGAAGGUCAAUUAUAUAAGGAUAAAGCAACACUCGUCGAUGUGAUGGCGAAAUAUAAGAUAAAGAACAACUUCAAUUGCAAAGUAAAGAGAUCUGAUAUACAAAGUUAUGUGUUGGUAUGCUUUUCGGAUGAAUGUGGCUGGACUAUGAAGGCUUCCUGCAGAAAAAAAUCUAUUGUUUUCAAAGUUAGAUACUUCAAUAGUGAACAUACGUGUCCAAUGCGGGAUAGGGUACUAACUAAAGUCCAAGCAACAAUCGGGUUUGUAAGUGGUGUGACUGCUCCCAAAUUGGUCAACCAUAAAAGAAUUCAUACUCCGAAAGAUAUAAUUGCUGAUAUUAGAGAAUUCUAUGGGGUUCAAAUAUCUUACCAGCAGGCAUGGCGUGCUAAAGAACGUGCACUAGAAAUGAUAAGGGGUAAAUCAUCGGCUGGAUAUAGACAGAUGCCGAGAUACAUAUACAUGCUAAAUACUGUGUAUCCAAAUUCUUAUAUAAGGAUGCAGAAGACUGAGGAAGAUGAAUUUAUGUAUCUGUUCGAAGCCUUAAGACCAUUGAUUAGGGGGUUCGAUUACUGCAGACCAAUAGUUGUUGUCGAUGGUGCACAUCUGGGAGGAGCUUACAAAAGAACAUUUGUAUCGGCAAGCACACUUGAUGGGCAAGUAUGUAUUUUUCAUAGUUGUGAGGUGUUUGUAGAUGUUAUGUAUCAAAUGAAAUAA
Solanum stenotomum is the source of this 894-nucleotide messenger RNA. RefSeq lists its product as uncharacterized. Bases 1 to 894 code for a protein of 297 amino acids. The transcript is spliced from 3 exons. Lineage: Eukaryota; Viridiplantae; Streptophyta; Magnoliopsida; Solanales; Solanaceae. The record is from RefSeq and is a predicted model, not a curated record.